Messenger RNA from Telopea speciosissima, 2090 nucleotides. Its product is annotated as DUF21 domain-containing protein At2g14520-like. The record is from RefSeq and is a predicted model, not a curated record. Gene Ontology annotation, cellular component: intracellular membrane-bounded organelle. Lineage: Eukaryota; Viridiplantae; Streptophyta; Magnoliopsida; Proteales; Proteaceae. The coding region runs from base 247 to 1896 and encodes 549 amino acids. Gene Ontology annotation, biological process: magnesium ion homeostasis. The transcript is spliced from 13 exons.
UCUUUCCCUAUAAAUUCCAAGAAGAAUUUGAUAGUUUUGGGUGACAGUGCUGAGUCUCCGUGACGUGAGACCCAAAAAAAGGAGGAUCAAAAUGUCACCCGUUCCCAACCCACCCCGGAUUUCCCUCCCUCUCCUUCUCUUCUGGGUCGCUCUCGGGGGAGGUCUGACGUCUUCAAUUCCUAGAGAAUAUAUAUUCUCUUCUUCUGUCUUCUUAGUAACUGAGGUUGAACCACUUAAUUCAUUGCCAUGGCUGCCAACGACGUGCCGUGCUGCAAGCCCAUGUUCUGGGUGUACCUCAUCAUCUGUGCAGGCCUCGUCACCUUCGCUGGUCUCAUGUCCGGUCUCACUCUUGGACUCAUGUCCAUCAGCAAAGUCGACCUCGAGGUCCUCGUCAAUGCUGGUCAGCCCCAAGACCGCAAGAAUGCUGUUAAGAUUCUACCUGUUGUGAAGAACCAACACCUACUCCUCUGCACACUCCUCAUUUGCAAUGCCUUGGCAAUGGAGGCAUUGCCAAUUUUCCUCGAUGCUAUUCUUCCAGCUUGGGGUGCCAUAUUGAUAUCCGUCACCCUUAUACUUGCAUUUGGAGAGAUCAUCCCUCAAGCUAUUUGUUCACGAUAUGGAUUGAGUGUUGGGGCAAAACUGGUUGGGUUUGUUCGAGUGCUUAUGUUCGUUGUCUUCCCCAUAUCCUAUCCCAUCAGUAAGUUAUUGGAUUGGAUCCUAGGGAAGGGGCACUUUGUGCUUUUCAGACGGGCAGAGUUGAAAUCAUUGGUCAAUUUGCAUGCGCAUGAGGCAGGGAAAGGUGGAGAGUUGACCCAUGACGAAACUACGAUUAUUGCGGGAGCCUUAGAUCUGACACAGAAGACUGCUAAAGAUGCAAUGACGCCCGUAUCGAAAACUUUUUCCCUUGAUAUAAAUUCUAAACUUGACAUGGAUACAUUGGGUUUAAUAAUGACCAAAGGGCAUAGUCGUGUACCUAUCUACUCUGGAAGGUCAACAAAUAUCAUAGGCCUUAUUUUGGUUAAAAAUUUGAUCACCUGCCGCCCUGAAGAUGAAACCAUCGUUAGAAAUGUAACUAUAAGGAAAAUCCCAAGGGUCCUUGAAAAUAUGCCACUUUAUGAGAUACUGAAUGAAUUCCAGAAGGGUCAUAGCCAUAUGGCUGUUGUUGUAAAGGACCAGAAUGAAGCUAAGUUAACUGUGGAAAAUGCAAGAGGCAAGCCUGGGAUGUUAGAGAAAAAGAUGAAACCAAAUAAAAAUCAAAUAGAAGUGGAGGAAAAAGGAAAUGAUUCCCAUUCAAAUCUAGACAAGCAGCUGAAUCCUGCUGCACAGGCAUCCCCUUUGGGUUCUGAUGUCACCAACACUUGGAGCCCUACACUAAUAAGUAUCACGGGGCAAGAAGAAAAGUACAAACAAUUGAGGAAAAGGGAGCAUAGUGGUGAAAGUAUUCUCAAUGUAGAUUCAGAUCUUCCUAGCUAUGCAUCGGAGGAUGAAGUCAUUGGUAUCAUAACAAUGGAGGAUGUUAUUGAGGAAUUACUACAGGAAGAAAUACUUGAUGAAACUGAUGGGUUUGUUGAGGUACACGACAAGAUAAGAAUAAAUAUGCUACCCCCAAGAAGAUCAUCACCAAGGUCUCCCGGAACAGCAUCUGUUUCUCAUCAUCCAUGGAGAACUCCAGUGGCUUCUCCACUUUCUCCGUAUCAUCAUACUUCUAUACUGCGUUCACCUGUUUCCCGAUAUUUUCAGGCACCUGGACCAUUGCCAACUCUAUCUAGCUCUCCUGGAAAAUGUUCACCGAAUUCUCCAGCAAAACUUACAAGCCUCGGACAAAAGUCACCAGCCUCACAUCAACAGGUCUCAAGAAAACCAUAUGAGAAGUUACGAAAGUUUGAUAAUGUAUAGGGGGCUCCAAUUCUUUGACAGGAUAGUGCAAUGCAUAUAUUUUCUAAUAACUUUCUUGGACAUGAAUGCUGAGUUUUUAUCAGUAUCAGGCGAGUUUGCACCUAAAUUAGCCAAAUCAUUUGGAUUAGUGUUUGUAAACUACCAUGGUCCGCUGUUAUUUAUUGUAUUGUUUCAUGUUACACAAGUGCAGCUCC